This is a messenger RNA of Cryptotermes secundus, 3069 nucleotides long. RefSeq names its product carcinine transporter. Gene Ontology annotation, biological process: transmembrane transport. Gene Ontology annotation, molecular function: transmembrane transporter activity. The transcript has 11 exons. Gene Ontology annotation, cellular component: membrane. The record is from RefSeq and is a predicted model, not a curated record. Bases 523 to 2334 code for a protein of 603 amino acids. Lineage: Eukaryota; Metazoa; Arthropoda; Insecta; Blattodea; Kalotermitidae.
UGUCACUAGUUUUGUGAAUCCGUAGUUUCGUUUUUCUUACCUUUUACUCGAACUCGUGCGGUGACGAAGUCCAGCUUUGUGCAAUGAAACAUAAUAAGGUAUCCUUUUGAUGUGACACGAUACAGAUAUCUACAUUGCACACAUGGUCACUGACAAUGCUGCCGAUUACGGAAUAUCAGUGGAGUGACAGUUUCAGCAGUGCAGCCCUGAAGUUAUGCACUAAAUAAUUCUGCAGCCCCGUAGGUAUUGUGACUUACUAAAGUGAAGAAUAUUUCGUGUAGUUCGACUUUCCCACCAGAGUCCUGAUUCAGCUGUGUACCCAAAAAUCGCAAAUACUAUAAAAUUACUGAUCGACUUGAAAAAUGACAUCUAAGAGAUUCGUGAACCAGAGAACUGGAGAAUAGAAGAAUUUGUGUAGAUCUUAGUUUGACUUGCAGGCCUAGAUUUCACAGUUGCCCGUUAUGCUAAGUUUUAGUUGAAUUCUAGAAGAAAUUGUAAGGAACAACGUGUGUACUAUUCAAAAUGUCGAACAUAGAUUUUGAUGAGGUGCUGCAACACAUCGGAGAGAGGGGUCGAUAUCAACAGAUCAUGUACUAUCUCCUGUGUAUCCCUGCAACCAUCCCUGCAGCUUUCCUGGCCUUCAGCCAAGUGUUUGUGUCAGCGUCACCGGAACACUGGUGUCGAGUGCCUUCCCUGGACAGCCACCCACUAGCUGCCGACCAGCAGAAGGAUCUGGCAAUUCCGUACACCUUGCGCCCCGAUGGCAGGCGCAAGUACAGUCGCUGUUACAUGUAUGAUGUGAACUACACGGCCCUCCUACAUAUACAGUCGCAGCGAAUCGAACCAGAAGACCUGCAGCUGCCUUUUCCAGAGACCGGAUGGAACAUAACCAAGUGCCUCCACGGAUGGAACUAUGACCGCAAGGACUACGACAGCACUCUGGUGACAGAGUUGAACCUGGUUUGUGAUGAUGGUUGGUGGCCCUCAACUUCAACUACUUUCUUCUAUGUGGGCUCCCUGUUUGGAAAUGUGGUGUUUGGUUGGAUCGCAGAUAAAUGGGGCCGUCGAACAUCGUUCUUCAUUAUUCUGUUCUUGGAAGUAAACCUCUCAAUAUUGACUGCAUUUUCACCAAACUACGUAGUGUAUACCAUUCUGCGCACUCUCAGUGGUCUAUUCUUCCCUGCCAUCUAUCAAAUACCAUUCAUCCUGGCAUUGGAGUUGAUGGGACCACGAUACAGAACAUUUGCAGGCAUGGUGAUCUGCAUGUUCUUUGCAUUGGGCCUCUCACUUCUUGCUCUGCUGGGAUACCUACUCCGCAACUGGUAUACACUCUCUCUGGCCACUUCAGUGCCCUUUGUGCUACUCUUCAGCUAUUACUGGAUAAUCCCAGAAUCACCGAGAUGGUUACUGAGCAAGAACAGAAUUGAUGAAGCUGAAGAAAUUGUCCAGACAAUGGCUCGUAUAAAUGGGAAGGAAUUGCCGAAGAAUUUUCUGAGAAAAAUGGAGCUCAUUAACAAACAAAAGCUGUGGAAUGGCGACUUAUGUCAUCAAGAAGCUCCUAACAUCUCAGCCACACCAAUGGAUCUCCUGAGACACCCAAACAUCCGCAAGAAGUUCUUUAUUUUGGCUUUUGACUGGGUAGCCAAUGCUGUUGUUUACAAUGGUCUCUCUUACAAUGCAACUAAUCUUGGUGUCAGUGACUAUUUAGCUUUCUUUAUAGGUGGUGCAGUGGAGAUCCCAAGUUACAUCAUCACAUGGUACGCAAUGGAUCGAUGGGGAAGACGCUGGAUUCUCUGCCUCACCAUGUUGCUUGGAGGCAUGGCAUGUGUGUCCUGCAUGUUUGUACCAGAAGAUGCAGUAUGGGUGACAGUUAUUCUUGCUAUGAUUGGGAAGUUCGGAAUCGCAGCCUCCUUUGCUGUAUUCUACGUGUUUGUUGGUGAACUUUUGCCAACUGUUCUUCGUAGUCAGGCUAUGGGUAUAGCUUCAUUCAUUGCAGGGAUUGGACUUCUUGGGUUUCCUUAUGUUGUGUACUUAGCAGUGUAUAGCAGAGUAUUGCCUCUCAUUAUAAUGGGCACACUCUCUGUUGCUGGAGCCUUAGCCUCUGUUUUUCUGCCUGAAACGCUCAACAUUCACCUGCCACAAACCCUGGAAGAAGGGGAAGCUUUUGGAGCCAAUUUCAAACUUUUCAGCUGUCCAAGGAGAAAAAGGCCUCUGGAUGAUGAAAGCAAUGUGAAAUAUCCUACAAAAGAACUAUCUAAUGGAAAUGCUGAACCAACAAGGGAUUCAGUUCCUGAAUCACUUCAUAUUCUCACAUGCAACAGUGGAGGGAGGUGAUGAAUCUUGCCUGCAUUAUGAUUGUCAGGCAGCAUUUUGUUUAGCAGGUUAAGUUGCUUGAGGAAUAACUGGACAAAUGUCUAUGUGUGGCUAACCUAGCAAAAGUGAAAUGAGUACAAAUGUGUACAGUAAUCUGAUCAUAAUUUGGUUACAAUUCGUGACUAAUGAACAAAGAUCAUGCGUGACUGUGCCAUAAUAUUAUGGUACAGUGGUUAGAAUUCCAGAGGUUCUGGGUUCUAAUCUGAGCCAGGAUAUUGGCUACUGUGACAGGGUUUUGUGGCUUCCAUUAGUUUACACAGGUGAAUACAAGGUUAGUGUUGUACAACAAGUUUCCUCCUGCUUCCCUUCAAAUUUAUCAUUAUAAUCAUCUUACCACAUGUCAUUUGACCAUCCAAUAGUACAGCAUCAUAAAACAACCAACAAUGAGUCCUUUCAUUCUCAAGAUUUCUCUUAUACCGAAGUGUUUGUUUUUAAAUGGGCAUUUAAAUCUGAGGGCAUCAUAUCAUGUAAAAAUAUCUUGAGUGGAAGAACUAAAGAUACUGAGAAAUUUAUUAAAGGAAAAAUACCCUGUAAGGUAAAUGUGUGUCAGUAAAGACAGUCGAGGAAAUAACACAAGAAACUACAAGCACACUGAGAAAACAUAUUGUUAAAUAUUUAGUUCCAAUUGUGAAUGAAAUGGACAGACAACUUACACAAAACACACCGAUUUUUCUAACAGAUGUAUGCAAUAUGACU